This is a messenger RNA of Ananas comosus (pineapple), 7582 nucleotides long. RefSeq names its product MAG2-interacting protein 2. The transcript has 11 exons. The record is from RefSeq and is a predicted model, not a curated record. Gene Ontology annotation, cellular component: endoplasmic reticulum membrane; Dsl1/NZR complex. Gene Ontology annotation, molecular function: SNARE binding. Gene Ontology annotation, biological process: retrograde vesicle-mediated transport, Golgi to endoplasmic reticulum. The coding region runs from base 186 to 7424 and encodes 2412 amino acids. Lineage: Eukaryota; Viridiplantae; Streptophyta; Magnoliopsida; Poales; Bromeliaceae.
ACUAAAGUGAAAGUGUAUAGAGAGAGAGAGAGAGAGAGAGAGAGAGAGAGAGAGGAGCUUCAUCGUCACCAUUCUCUUCUAACAUCCCGAAGAAACCCUCCGACGACGACGACGACGGGGAGCUCUCGCCCCCAUCGCCCCGUUCUAGGCUUUCGAAGGUUCUAGGGUUUCUCCCGCCGCCGCCCAUGGCGGAGGCGGAGGCGGAGGCGGAGGUGGCGGCGCCCGGGGAGGUCCUCUAUGAGAUCCGCCGCCACGCCUCCGAAUCCCUCCUCUCCCCCAAUCCCUCUCACCACCAGACGCUCGGAGGAUCGAGACGACGAGGCUUGCUCUCCUAUCUCUCCCUUCAAGGUGUAACGAGUCUUAAGGAGAAAUGGAAUGAGUAUAGUCGGGGGAGAACGCCGAAUAGGAGGAUGACGUCGCUCUUCGUCUCUCCCGACGGCGAGCAUGUCGCCGUGGCUGCAGGAAACCGGAUUGUUAUCUUGCGGAAGGAGGACGACUAUAAGGUGCCAUGCGGUGUCUUUAUCAAUAAUGACCGAUUGACUAUCUUUACAAGUGGAGCUUGGUUGGAACCUCAGGGAAUUCUUGGUGCUGUCGAUGACUUAAGUACCCUUUACUUUAUCAAAGCAAACGGAGAUGAAAUAGCAAGGAGAACAAGGAAGCAGUUAAAGCUGCCUGCACCUAUCAUUGGCCUGAUUGGGCUGGAUGAAUUAAAAAAGUUUUCUUUUUGUGGUUUCUGCAUUUUUGCGAGUGAUGGUUCAGUUCAUCAGUUUGAUGUGAAUCAAGAGCCCAUUGGAAGUGCCUAUUUGGUUCCGGCUGCAACUAAUAACUCAACAAAGAGUGUACAGUGGCCUAAAAGUGUGGCAUGCCUCGACUUUGAUCGAGAUCGCUCUUUAGUUGUUUUAGUUGGUGAUUCUUAUGUUUCAUCGAGCUCUGAAGACCAUUCAGGAGUUUUCUCUCUAUAUGUAUUGCAUAUGGAUGCAAGUUCAGAGAUAAAUCUUGUAGCUGGAAGCUCUGCAUGUAAAGGCUUAUUUUCUUCUCCAAAAGACCAUGUAACCAUCCUCUCAUCUCCGAAAGUCGCAAUAUCACCACAUGGCCAGUAUGUGGCUACGCUCGAUUUGGCUGGUUUUGUAAAGAUCUUUAAGCUAAAUUUUGAGCAGUAUGCUAUUUCUGCUCAUUCGUCUCCUGAGAAAUACUUGACUGAUAUUAUUGACAUCAGUUGGUGGGCAAAUCACAUUCUAAUCUUGGCAAACAAGAGUGGUAGCAUUAGUAUGUACAAUAUUGUUAAGAACACGAGGGUUUCAGUAAAUGAUUCAAUAUUGUGUAAGCCAAUUAUCGAAAGAGUGAAGUGUCGCCAAGGAUUUGCUUUGAUCAUGGAAUCUGGGCUACCGAAGGAAAAUAUAUCUACUACGGAGCAUGUGGACAGCAAUCUGUUAGAUAAUGAUGUAUUAUCGUGGAGUUUAUUAUCAUUUUCUGAGGUUUCUAUCUCGGAAAUGUAUUCUGUUUUGAUUAAUGAUAAUAGGUACCAAGAGGCCUUGGAGUUUGCCUCUCGGUACUGCCUGGAUACUGAUGAAGUCUUCAAAGGGCAGUGGUUGUAUUCUAACUUUGGGAUUUAUGAGAUCGACUCCUAUCUAUCAAAAAUUAAAGAUUUGGACUUUGUGUUGUCAGAAUGUGUUAACAGAGUAGGAUCUACUGAGCAUGCUUUAAGGGCUUUGAUUUCUUUUGGACUUCGUAUUACGGACCAGUAUAAAAUUUCAGACUCAGAUGACAUUAACCAUAGCUUAGCAUGGGAUAUGCGAGUUUACAGGCUUCGGUUAUUGCAGUGCAGAGACAUUUUAGAGACAUUUGUGGGGAUUAACAUGGGAAGGUUCUCCCCUGAAGAAUACAAGAAGUUCCGCUCUGUACCCCUGACUGAAACUGCCAUAGUUCUCGCUGGAAGUGGGAAAGUUGGUGCACUUAAUCUACUCUUCAAGCGUCACCCCUACACUCUUUCUCCUAAUGUUUUACAGAUUCUUUCCUCUGUCCCUGAGACAGUCCCUGUUCAAUCUUAUAGCCAGUUGCUUCCUGGAAACUCUCCUCCUCCCACUGUUGCUUUAAGAGAUGGGGAUUGGGUUGAAUGCAAAAAGAUGGUUUCAUUCAUAGAAAAAUUGCCUAGUGAAUUUGAAAAAGGUCAUCAACUUAGAACAGAAAUUAUAUUGAAACUUUCCAGGGGCUUUAUCUGGCCUUCAGAUAUUGAACUCACUGAAUGGUACAAGAAGAGAGCAAGGGAUAUUGACAACUUAAGUGGGCAGUUGGACAACAGCCUGUCAUUGGUGGAAAUUGCAUGUCGCAAGGGUAUAGGAGAGUUGCAGCAGUUUCUUGAAGACAUCUCAUGCUUACAUUGGCUAAUCUAUUCAGGCCAUCAAGAUGAUGAUUUUAGCAUGAGUCUUGCUGCCUGGGAACAGCUGCCUGAGUAUGAGAAGUUUAAAAUUAUGCUCAAAGGAGUCAAAGAAGACACGCUAGCUCAAAGGUUAAGGGAAAGGGCUAUCCCAUUUAUGCGAAAUCGGGCAGAUAGUGAAGAAGAAUCAUACAUGGUCAGGUGGUUGAAGGACGUUGCAUCAGAAAAUCAGCUAGCCAUUUGUUUGGCAGUUAUUGAAAAUGGAUGUGGGGAUUCACCAGUGGAUGGUAUGUUUAAAGAUCACAUAGAAAUGGUAGAAGCUGUAGUUCAUUGUUUAUAUGUUUGUUCUUCAACAGAUCAGUGGAGUACUAUGGAAUCUAUUUUGUUAAAACUUCAUGAAACUGUGAGGGGGAGAUCAGCUGGUUUAAGCGAAGGUUUCAACUCUAGUUGUGAAACACAGCAUCUUGGAACCUACAAAUUUCCAAAAAUUGAAAAUUCCACGGUAUUUUCUAACCAGCUUGAUGGUGAGCUAAACAUUGAUAUGCUGGAGAAGAGGAUAAACGUUGCAGAAGGCCAUGUAGAAGUGGGAAGGAUGCUGGCAUAUUAUCAGGUUCCAAAACCAAUGAGUUUCUUUCUUGAUGCCCAAUCAGACGAGAAGAGUGUGAAACAACUUCUUCGUCUCAUUCUGUCAAAAUUUGGCCGACGUCAGCCUGGCAGAUCAGAUAGUGAUUGGGCUACCUUGUGGCGAGAUAUGCAAUCUUUUCGGGAGAAAGCAUUUCCUUUUCUUGAUUCAGAAUAUAUGUUGACAGAAUUUGUAAGAGGACUUCUAAAAGCCGGUAAAUUUUCACUUGCAAGGAACUACCUUAGAGGAACAAGUUCAGUUACUUUGGGUUCAGAGAAGGCUGAGCAUCUUGUUAUUCAAGCUGCAAGGGAGUAUUUUUUCUCGGCUUCGAGCUUGUCUUCCAAUGAAAUUUGGAAGGCUAAGGAGUGUUUAAGUCUUAUUCCGAAUAGCAGAAAUGCUCAAGCAGAAUCUGAUAUUAUCGAUGCUCUCACAAUCAGACUUCCUAAUUUGGGGGUGACUCUCCUCCCUAUGCAAUUUAAACAAAUACAAAACCCCAUGGAAAUCAUCAAGAUGGCUAUCACAAGCCAAACUGGCGCAUAUCUCAAUGUAGAGGAGCUUAUCGAAAUAGCCAAGCUUCUCGGAUUGAGAUCAAACGAUGAUAUAGCUUCUGUAGAAGAAGCCAUUGCGAGAGAAGCCGCAGUUGCUGGUGAUCUCCAAUUGGCUUUUGAUCUGUGUCUAAUUUUAACAAAGAAAGGCCAUGGACUCGUUUGGGAUUUAUGUGCUGCAAUUGCUAGGGGACCACACCUUGACAAUAUGGACACCAGUUCAAGGAAGCAACUUUUGGGGUUUGCUUUGUGCCACUGCGAUGAGGAAUCAAUUGGGGAGUUAUUAAAUGCUUGGAAAGAGUUUGAUGUUCGUGAUAGCUUUGAGAAGUUGAUGAUUUCAACUGAAACAAACCCUCCGAAUUUCUCUGUUCAGAACUCUUCAAUUAUUCCCCUUCCUGUUCAUAGUGCUCAAGGUAUAUUUGACCUAAGAGAUAGUUAUUCCAAGAGUGGGAAGAAUGAUGAAGAUCUCUUUAACGUCAUAAAGGAAACACUUUCCAAAAUUUGCACGGACUUACCGUAUGAAGAAGCGAAGAGUUGGGAGUCUCUUUUGGAAGAAAAUAAGAAGCUUUUGUCCUUUGCUGCAUUAGAACUUCCUUGGCUUCUAGAGUUGUGUGAGAGCGAAGAAUUCAGUAAGGAAAAAGAUAUUUCUAGUGCCAAGUUUCCCUCUAGGAAACAUUGCAUUUCAACAAAAAUGCAAGCUGUAAAUAGUAUCAUUUACUGGUUGGUCGGAAAUGGUGUUACCCCAAAGGAUGAUCUGAUUGCAUCUCUUGCAAAGUCUAUAAUGGAAUCACCUGUCACUGAAGAGGACGAUGUUCUUGGGUGCUCAUUUCUGCUGAAUCUCAUGGAUCCUUUCAAUGGCGUCGAACUAAUAGAGGAGGAGCUCAAAAGAAGAGGAGGCUAUCAAGAAAUGUACAGCAUCAUGAAUGUAGGGAUGGUGUAUAGUUCGCUGAAUAAUGCUCAGAAGGAAUGCCAUAGUCCUGAUCAGAGGAGGAAACUUUUACUCCACAAAUUUCAUGAGAAACUUGCUUCGUUUGCUUCAGAUGACUUGCACCAGAUCGACAAGGUGCAAAGUACUUUCUGGAGAGAGUGGAAAGCAAAACUGGAGGAACAGAAACAGCUUGCUGAUCAAGCAAGAGCACUCAAGCAAAUAAUACCUGGAAUAGAAGCUGCUCGUUUUCUAUCCGGGGACAUCGAUUAUAUUAAGAAGGUUGUUUUGUCCUUUGUCGACUCAGUCAAGCUGGAGAAGAAACACAUUCUCAAGGAAGCUGUGAAGCUAGCAGAUACCUAUGGCUUGCAACGAAAUGAGGUUUUGCUGCGGUUUUUUGGUUGUGCCCUAGUUUCUGAACACUGGGAAAAUCGCGAUAUUCUGGCCGAAAUCUCAGAUUUCAGAGAGGACAUAGUUAGAUAUGCUAGUAAGGUCAUCGACAUGAUCUAUUCAGAUGUCUAUCCGCAAAUUGAUGGGCAUAACAAGCGACGGCUUUCCUAUGUUUACAACCUCCUCUCAGCUUGUUACUCACGUUUAAAGUGGACAGAAGACCCAGAAUAUAUGAAAUAUCUCAAUCAAGGACAUUCUUACAUCGUAGAGCCGUUUCAGUAUUACAAAGUUCUGGAACAAGAAUGCCAAAGAGCCUCUUUUAUUGAUGGAUUAAACUUUAAAAAUGUUGCUGGCUUAGAUGAUUUGAAUUUUGAGCAUUUUAAUGAAGAAAUUUGUAAAUAUAUCCGUGAAUCUACUGUGGAAGCCCUUGCAGAUAUUGUCCAAUCUCUGGUUAAUCUCUAUGAUGAUUCGCAAGCCAAGGGUCUUAUAUCAAAAGAGGGUGUUUCUAAACAUUACAUUUUAGCAUUGUUGGCUUCUUUAGAAGGCCGAAACGAAGCGCGGUCAACUAGUAUAAAUCCCGAUGAAUUGCAAGAAUUGAUAGGAGAAAUUGAGCAAACCUAUGACAGUUGCAAGAAAUAUAUUCAAGCCCUUCUGGAAACAGAUAUUUCGUAUAUUAUCGGGAGAUACUGCACCCUAUGUUUUCCGUUCAAUUUCUCACGGAGCCUACCACAUGAAAUCGCAUGGAAGGACUCUUUGGUUGUUCUAGUGGGAUUUUGGGUAAAGCUUGUUGAUGAUGUCACUGAGAAACUAAGCCCUUUCGAGACAAACCGGUUGUCCCGAUGUCUGAAAUCGUUUAAAAGAUCGGUGAUUAAUGAUGAGAUCUCAGUAAACCAAGGUUGGGAUACCGUCUCCAAUUACAUCAAAUUUGGCCUAAUUAAUGGCUUGGUUCCAGAUAUUUCAUGUUUUUGCAAAUCCAUGAUUUUUGCGUGUUGUCCUUUCGAAACAAUAGCUGAAGCGUAUUACGGAACAGAAGGGCAUUCAGACCACAAACAUUUCAAAACUGCUGAUUCUACGAAUCUUUUAGAGCUCUAUGGCAGUUCAGCGGACGCGUUGCUAUCGGGUCUAAUCGAGGGCUUGAAUGAGAGCAAUAAUUUGCAUAAUCUAUUGUCAUCUUUGAGCAAAUUUACGGGAAACUAUACUGAAGAUCUUAAAAUCAUCAGAUCUAAAGUUUGGGAGAAGGUGAGUAACUUCUCCGAGGACAUGCGUUUAGAGAGCCAAUUUAGGGUUUAUGCUCUGCAAUUGUUGCAAUGUAUAACAGGGAAAAACCUGAAAACCCUACCGCCCGAACUUACUUCACAAGUUGAACCGUGGGAAUCGUGGGAUGAGCCUUUCACGAGUAAUGAUGUCACUACUGAGAGAGCUGAUGCUCCUAGCAGUAUCACGAGUACCCUAGUUGCCCUAAAAUCAACUCAGUUGGUCGCCGCAAUUUCUCCUCAUAGCGAAAUAACCCCCGAGAAUUUGUCAACUGUUGAAUCAGCAGUUUCCUGCUUCUUGCACUUCUCGGAAAGUGCUUCUUCUGUAGAGGAUCUCAAUGUUUUGCAAGCUGUUUUAGAAGAAUGGGAGCAGUUAUUCUUGAACAAAGAAGAAGAUCAUGAUCAGACCCAUGAAUCACCGAAAGACUUAAACAACUGGAGCAGCGAUGAGUGGGAUGAAGGCUGGGAAACCCUUCCAGAAGAUUUGGGAAGCAUGGUUAAAAAGCAAGAUGGUCCUGUUUCUGUACAUCCCCUCCACAGUUGCUGGACGGAGAUAAUGAAAAGACUCGUGGGGCUUCAUGAGCUACGAACUGUAGUAAAUCUGCUCGAUCAAUCAUUAUCGAAACCCAUAAUACUAUUGGACGAAGAUGAAGCACACUCCUUGUAUCAAAUUGUGGUUGAAGUGGACUGCUUCAUGGCUCUGAAACUAUUACUGCUUCUCCCAUACGAAGGGCUCCGGUUUCAGUGUUUACAGUUAGUUGAGAAUAAAAUGAGAGAAGGAACCAUUUCCAACGAAUCAAAUACAAAAGAUUACGAGCUUUUAGCGCUUAUAUUAUCGUCAGGAAUUGUCGGUAAAAUUGCUAAUGAACCAGCCUAUCGCAAGGUAUUCUCCUCUAUAUGCUAUUUAGCCGGCAAUCUCGCUAGGAUUUGCCAGAACAAUCUGCUCGUGAAAUCGAAGGGGGAGAAAAACCGAGAAAAGGGGAACGAUUCAUUACUAUUUGUGAUGAUUCUAUUGCCUUAUUUUGUAUCGGAAUUGAUCUGCGGAGGGCAACAUCUAGUAGCCGGGGCUGUUGUUUCGAGGUGGAUGCACACGCAUACAUCGCUCGGACUCGUAGAUGUAGUCGGGGCGAGUCUGAGAAGGUAUUUGGAUGGACUGGUUGUCCAGGUACAGCGAGAAGGAGAUGCGGAGCUUGGUCUUGUCGGGGCAGAUAAUUCAUUCUCUUCCAUAAGUUUUACAGUUUCCAGGUUGCGGAGUAAAUUGGUAACUCUGUUGCAAUCUGCCUUGUUAGCCCUUCCCGAUAAAAGUGGAAAAUAAGAUCAAAGCUUUUUUUUUUUUUGUAUAUAACAUAUUUACUUGUAUUGCUGAGGCAUUUUACAUAGAGGGGGAAAAAAAGGUUCUAGAACUGUAAUUGUAGAUCUCUACCGGAACUUUCAAUAUGGCGAAGGAAACAGAUCGUCGAGCGGUUAUUAUAU